UUUUGAGGGGCUCUAUAAAUCCGAACAAAGCAAAUUAGGGUUUCUCUAUUUGCUCUGAGAAGAAGAAAGUACCAGCCGCUUCAGCCCUUCACAGCCAGCAGACCCUCCAAUCCAUAACAAUGACUAAGAGGACGAAGAAGGCCGGUAUUGUUGGGAAAUAUGGAACCCGUUACGGUGCCAGUCUGCGUAAGCAGAUUAAGAAAAUGGAAGUUAGCCAGCACAGCAAGUAUUUCUGUGAAUUCUGUGGCAAGUAUGCUGUGAAGAGAAAGGCCGUUGGAAUUUGGGGAUGCAAGGACUGCGGAAAAGUGAAGGCAGGCGGUGCCUAUACUUUGAACACUGCUAGUGCUGUGACGGUUAGGAGCACCAUUAGAAGGCUGAGGGAGCAAACCGAGAGUUAAGCCUGCUGUUGUGACCUCUACUACGUUUUGAGCAUUUGCAGCUAUGGAUAUUCCAAACAGUUUUGGGGAUGUGGUUCUCCUUGUAUUUCAUUAUAUUGUUUCGAACAAGUUAGAUGAAAAUGUUGACUCGUUGUAGUAUGUUUAAUCUGAGAUUUUAGCGGCCAUCUUUGAAUUCGGAGUGCAAUUUAAUUGUUUCUGGA
This is a messenger RNA of Pyrus x bretschneideri (Chinese white pear), 598 nucleotides long. RefSeq names its product 60S ribosomal protein L37a. The transcript is spliced from 5 exons. Gene Ontology annotation, cellular component: ribosome. Gene Ontology annotation, biological process: translation. The coding region runs from base 120 to 398 and encodes 92 amino acids. Gene Ontology annotation, molecular function: structural constituent of ribosome. The record is from RefSeq and is a predicted model, not a curated record. NCBI's taxonomy places the organism in Eukaryota, Viridiplantae, Streptophyta, Magnoliopsida, Rosales, Rosaceae.